AUGUUGAUAUUGUUAAAUAUUUGUAAAGAAUUUUAUUACGAAUUAAAAAACUGGCCAUCUUAUCUUAGUGGUUUACAUAAAGCAUCAAGUUUCGUUGAGAAUCCAAGAUCAUUAUCUCCUUCAGCCAUCCUUGAUUCUGAUCCAGAAAGCGUUUGCGAUACUAGCAAUUUUUCCGUGCCUCAAGGAAUUUUCGUAUACGAUUCAAAUGAAGAGUACUGUGAAUCUGACACCCUCGAGGACAGUGAUACAGAACUAUCAGAUGACUUCGCGGAUAGUGAUGAUGACUCGAAUGAUUAUGUUGAAGGAGAAAUGAACGUGUAUUUAGAAACAACUCUCAAUGAUAAUCAGAAUCCAUGCAUUGAUGAAGCUCGUCAACUUUCCAAUACCAUCAGGUAUCCGAAAGCUGUUUUGAUAAGGACAUUACUUAUCCUUUCCAUAAAGGUUAAAAAAAGUUUAGAUAAUGAGACAGUCCAACUUAUAGCCGGAUUGGUAGAUUCUUUAUCUGAUGAACCCUCAAAUUGUACAACGUCGUAUCACUUUAAAAAAAUUAUUGACAGUUACUCAUUUCCUUUCGAAAUCCAUCAUUUAUGCCCGACUUGUGGUUUAUAUAUUGGAGUACAAUGUAAAACUGAGGAUGAAUCUACAUUGAGGUGUGAGAAAUGUAAUAUUGACGUUCCGAUAAAAAAAAAAAUAAACGUUCAGAAAACUCUAAAAGAAUUUUGCUCUCAUAAUCAUGAAAGUUUGUUGUACCCAAUACAGCGUAAAAAACAAUGUUAUUUUGCGAUUGAAGACAUAAUGGACGGGAAAUUAUACAAUCUGGAUUCCUCGAGCGAAGAUUCAUUAUCUUUAAAUUUUAAUGUCGACGGGACUCCUUUAUUCAAAAGUUCACAAACUUCCAUUACUCCAGUGCUAUGUACAAUUAAUGAGCUCCAUCCUCAAGAACGCAAAAAACAUGUAAUGCUUGUUAUUAAAAUUCCAAUCGGAGUAUGUGAUUCAGUCGAGCGGCCUAAUUUAAGAUGUUCCAAAUCAUUUCGAGGAGAGUACGGCUGCGGUCUUUGUAAACAUCCAGGAGAAGAAAUGCAAAAAGGUGCUGGACAUGUUCGUGUCUAUCCGAUAGAUGCAGAAGGAAAUGCUUUCGGAGAAGGCUUGCGUUCCCAUUCAGAAACAGCAAUGCAUGCAGAAGAACGAGAAAAAGGCAUUAAAGGUCGUUCUAAAUUGUUUGAUAUACCAAACUAUGAUAUAAUCAAAAAUCUUACAGUCGAUUGGAUGCAUUGCAUUGCUCUAGGUGUGUGCCGGCAAUUUUUAAAAUUAUGGUUUGAUCCUCAAUAUCAUGCAAAAUCAUUUUAUCUUGGCCGCGUAAUAAAUGAUAUUGAUUAUUUUAUAACAUCAAUUAAACCAUCGUUGGACAUCACCAGAACUCCACGAAAAAUCUCUGAUCGCUUACACCUUAAAGCACACGAGUUAGUUAUAUGGUUGUUAUUUUAUAGUUUACCAAGUUUGAAAAGAUAUUUACCAAGGAAAUAUUUUAAUCAUUGGAAAUCUUUACGGAGUAUGAUUGCAUUUCGCAAAUUAGAAGAAUGUUAUGAACAUGAUUUAACUUUAAUCCAACGGGAAUUUUUAAAAAAAUCGAUAAACAAAAAAAAAUAUUCCAGCAAUUCAACUAAGAUUGACAAAAUUAAAAUGAUUCGAAAAGGUUUGAUACAGGAUUUACCAGGUAGUCACUGUUUGGCAUUGAGGCAGAUUGAUGUCCGCGUCGAUGAUAACUCUGAUGUGUUAUAUUAUAAAAGAAUAAUCACUAAUAAUGAAGUUAUACAUAGUAAAUCAUAUACCAAAGUUCAGAAAAGAAAUAGUUAUACUGUAUUAUUAUCAAACACAGAAGUUUUCGAAAGUGACAUAUUUAUUCAUGUUGAAGUACAACAAAAUGACAGAUGUUUGGCUUUAGGAAGAUACAUGAAUAAAUGUAGAAAUAAUUUUUUCCCCAAUGUACAGUUGAAACAUUUAAUAUUCACAAAAAUUCCGGAUCUUCAAGAACCUCUAGCUGCGAUUGACGCAAAAUUGAUUCAGCAAAAAGUUACAAUUAUUCAUGACUCAGCUGAUGACGUUCAUAUUGCCUGUAUUCAUCCGAACAAAUAUGAAUUAUUAACUUAA
This is a messenger RNA of Cotesia congregata, 2148 nucleotides long. The record is from the annotation of a GenBank genome assembly. NCBI's taxonomy places the organism in Eukaryota, Metazoa, Arthropoda, Insecta, Hymenoptera, Braconidae.